Molecule: messenger RNA, 3514 nt
Organism: Python bivittatus (Burmese python)
Lineage: Eukaryota; Metazoa; Chordata; Lepidosauria; Squamata; Pythonidae
Source: RefSeq, a predicted model, not a curated record
AUGGGUCUGGGCGCGGCUCCAGUUGUGCAAUUCGCAACUUGGGACCUUGUCAGUUCCGAUAAUCUUCAGGUAGAAGGAAAUCAGGGUGUUGUUUCUGCGGUCUCAAGCAUCACAUCUCCUAUAACCUCUUCAACAAAUACAUAUACGGUGGAGUUUCCUAGAAAGCGAAAAGGGAGUGAGUCUGAUAAUCAAUAUGCCUGUGACACUGAGGCUGAUGAUCUCCAGAGCAGGAGUGAAGACGAAGAACAUGUAAAAAUUAAAUAUUUCAGGGAGGCUCACAGCCAAACAGAGAAAAGGAGGAGAGACAAGAUGAAUAACCUGAUUGAAGAAUUAUCCGCUAUGAUUCCUCAGUGCAGUCCAGUGGCACGUAAGCUGGAUAAGCUUACGGUAUUAAGGAUGGCUGUGCAGCAUUUAAAGUCAUUGAAAGGUUCUACUAGUUCUUACUCAGAAGUUCGAUAUAAGCCUUCGUUUUUACAAGAUGAUGAACUUCAACACCUAAUCCUUAAGGCUGCAGAUGGUUUCCUUUUUGUGGUUGGGUGUGACAGAGGAAAAAUCCUGUUUGUUUCAGAAUCUGUUUCCAAGAUACUUAAUUAUGACCCAACAAAUUUGACUGGGCAAAGUCUUUUUGACUAUCUUCACCCAAAGGAUGUUGCCAAAGUAAAAGAACAGCUGUCAUCUUCAGAUGCUUCACCAAGAGAAAAACUGAUCGAUACCAAAACUGGUUUGCAAGUUCACAUGGAUUUUCAAGCGGGAUCUUCUCGUCUGCAUUCUGGUGCUCGGCGUUCAUUUUUUUGCCGCAUAAAGUAUACAAAAAACACAGUCAAAGAAGAGAAGGAGUCCUUGCCGAACUCAAAAAAGAAAGGAAGCCACCUUCUGUUGGGUGCCUGGAACAGCAUCUGCCUGGAAAUCUAUCCAGUUCCUACCCUAAGGGUAUUCCAUAAGUCUUUGAAAACUUGCUUUGACUCCAAACUUGGAGAUCAUAAAAAGUACUGUACCAUUCAUUGCACUGGUUAUCUGAAGAGUUGGCCCACAAAUGAGGUGGGGGUUGAAGAAGAGAAUGAUGCAGAAAAAGAGAGUGGUAACUUUAAUUGUCUUGUUGCAAUUGGGCGAUUACACCCUUACACCGUUCCACAAAAAUGCAUUGAGAUUAAAGUCAAGCCAACGGAAUUUGUAACCCGCUUUGCCAUGGAUGGAAAAUUUGUGUUUGUAGAUCAACGAGCAACAGCAAUUUUAGGAUAUUUACCCCAAGAACUAUUAGGAACUUCUUGUUAUGAAUAUUUCCACCAAGAUGACCACAAUCAUCUAACUGAAAAACACAAAACAGUGCUACAGAGCAAAGAAAAAAUAUUUACAAAUUUCUACAAAUUCAAAGCAAAAGAUGGUUCUUUUGUCACCUUAAAAAGUCAGUGGUUUAGUUUCAUCAAUCCAUGGACCAAAGAACUGGAAUAUAUUGUGUCAAUCAAUACAGUUGUUUUAGGUCACAAUGAAUCCGCUGAAGAAAAUUUACUACCCUGCAGUUCCCUGUCUUCAGAAGAUACAACAAAACCACAAUUCCUUGGUGUACCAGGAAUGUGUACAGGUACUAUCCUGGGAGCUGGGAGCAUAGGAACCAAAAUUGCAAAUGAAGUUUUAGAUCUGCAAAGAUUACAUGCAUCUCCUCUUGGUGAGUUAAGCCCAUCUGAUCUUAUGAGGAAGUCUUCUCCUGUCCUAGCUGUAAACUGUGGUAAUGUGCCAAAUAAAGAAUUUACAGAACUAUGUCCUUCAGGGAUAGAAGAUUUAGAAACUUCAGAGCAAAAUCAAGAUGUGAUUUCAUUCUCUAACAAUGAGCCCCUUCUCAGUGGCACUUCUCAAUUAGAUUUUGAAAAAGACACUGCCAUGGCUGCUCUUAUGAAUUAUUUGGAAGCUGAAGGAGGCCUUGCUGAUCCCACCGAGCUAAGUGACAUGCAGUGGACUCUUUAGUUUUAUACCAGUGGGAAGAAGAUAAACAUUUUUGAUGCACAAAAAAUAAUCACUCAUCCUCAAGUACUGUAUUGGUAUAUUUUAAGGCUUUAAUUUCUAUUUACAAUAACAAUAUUUACAGUAUUAAUAUUUUUGAAAGACUUUUGCCUUAUUUGUAAAGAAAUGGCUUUGGCUCCUAUGCUGAAGAGAUGCAAUAUUUUUUAAAGAUACAGAACCUCAGUUUUAUUAUUGAUGCAUAAGUAGACUUUAAACAUGCUUUAAACAUGGGUAUAUUUUUACUGAAAUCUUUUAAGGGACAUUACUGUAAGCAAGAAGCAUAGAGAUUCUGUUCUGAAAUAUCUCUGAGGUAUUAUUUAUUUGUGGGUUUUGUUGAUUAGAUUUCUAAUGUUCCUUCAGGAAAAUUCUGUGCUUGAGUAAGCUUAGAUACUAUGUCAGUUCCCAUAAUAGCUGUAGUCUCUAUGCCAUGCUGUCUUUCUGUCUGUGAAACCUGUGAUCAAGGAACUGGUAUGGAAUGGUUGUUAAAUCAAUUCAUUAUGCUUAUCAGAAAAAAAUACUUUAUUAUCUCAGUACAAAAUUGCUGCAGGAACACCUGAAAGAACUAAUAAAUAAGAUAUCUAAUUUGGAGGGGAAUGAUAUAUUGUAGGGCUGUGCGGGGCUUUGAAGUACAAAUGUAGUUGUCUGCAAUUCUUUAAAGCAGCCACAUCUUUAAAAACACAGCUGCUCUAAAAAGUUGCAGACGGGCUACGUUCAUACUGCUGCAUGCUCUGAAAGAUGUUUUUGGAAUCCAAUCAGAAGUGAAGAAUAGCCCUGUUUUUAUGAAGCACAAGCUAAAAGUUAUGAUUCAUAUUGAAAGAAUAUAUAUGUGACUGUGUAUGUUCUAUUAACUAUUUAUUACAGCAUGAUGAUUGUUUUAAGGAAAAAGAAAUGCAAAUGUUGACAUGGAACUUGGACCACUGAGAUGUAGGAUCAUGGAAUGAAAAAAGCCAGAAUUAAAAAGUGGGAUACUUUUUGACAGUUUAGUUAGGAGAGUCUUAAGGUAUAAAUUAUGGGAGUGCACAGAAGAGAAAAUGUGUUUUGUUUUCUAUAUGAAACAAAGACAUUGUGAGUUGGAAAUACAGCCAAACUGUUCUGAGCAGGUCUUGGUGGUUCAGAAUUUCAGUACUCUGGGAUAAGUACCUCCAUUUCCAUCCACUAGUGGGGCCCUUGCCUUGCUCCCAUUUUUCCCAUCCAACAUAUAUUUCUGCCAAAUACAUGUGUUUUUUGUCUGUGUCCAGCCCAGACCCGUUAGUUUGGGCUUUGUGCCCAAACCAACAUUUGUUUUGAUCUGGGCACAGACUGCCAACAACGGGCUCUUCUGUGCAUAGAACAUUUUGCACAUCCUUACUUCAUGUAUUAAAUUGCACAUGCUGAAUUGGAGUGGCUCAGUUCUUGAAUGUAGGGGUUUUUUUCCAAGUUGCAAUAUGGACUUUAUAUCUGUUAAGAGGGGCAAUAUUUAUUAGAAAUGUUGAAGAAAAUUGUGAAAAAAUUAUGGUGAUUAAACAUACUACUUUUACGA